Coccidioides immitis RS is the source of this 2441-nucleotide messenger RNA. RefSeq names its product hsp70-like protein. Gene Ontology annotation, biological process: protein refolding; cellular response to unfolded protein; vesicle-mediated transport. Bases 142 to 2094 code for a protein of 650 amino acids. Gene Ontology annotation, molecular function: heat shock protein binding; misfolded protein binding; ATP binding. The transcript is spliced from 3 exons. NCBI's taxonomy places the organism in Eukaryota, Fungi, Ascomycota, Eurotiomycetes, Onygenales, Onygenaceae. Gene Ontology annotation, cellular component: cytosol; nucleus; plasma membrane. The record is from RefSeq and is a predicted model, not a curated record.
ACCUUUCACAAUCCCUCCUCACACCUCUCUCCACCUCUCUUCUGUGAACUCUUACAUUUCUUUUCGCAGAUAAACCUGCUUUUUCUAAUAUCCCCUUUGUACCAUAGUCUGCUUUAACGAUUGUACUGACGACCUUUCAUAAUGGCUCCCGCAAUUGGUAUUGAUUUGGGUACCACCUACUCCUGCGUGGGUAUCUUCAGAGAUGAUCGCAUUGAAAUCAUUGCAAACGACCAGGGAAAUCGCACCACCCCAUCAUUCGUUGCCUUCACAGACACCGAGCGCUUGAUUGGUGACGCUGCAAAGAACCAAGUCGCCAUGAACCCCGUAAACACAGUCUUCGAUGCCAAGCGUCUCAUCGGUCGUAAAUUCAACGAUGCUGAGGUCCAAGCCGACAUGAAGCACUUCCCCUUCAAGAUCGUCGAUAAGGGCGGCAAGCCCAUCAUCCAAGUUGAAUUUAAAGGCGAGACCAAACAGUUCACACCGGAGGAAAUCUCCUCCAUGGUCUUGACGAAAAUGAGGGAGACGGCCGAGUCUUAUCUUGGCGGCACAGUUAACAAUGCUGUCGUAACCGUGCCAGCUUACUUCAACGACUCCCAGCGCCAGGCUACUAAGGAUGCCGGUCUGAUUGCUGGUCUCAACGUUCUCCGUAUCAUCAACGAGCCCACUGCCGCCGCUAUUGCUUACGGCCUUGACAAGAAGGUCGAUGGCGAGCGUAAUGUUCUGAUCUUCGAUUUGGGUGGUGGUACUUUCGAUGUUUCCCUCUUGACCAUUGAGGAGGGUAUCUUCGAAGUUAAGUCUACUGCCGGUGACACCCACUUGGGUGGUGAGGACUUUGAUAACCGUCUCGUCAACCACUUCGUCAACGAGUUCAAGCGCAAGCACAAGAAGGAUCUUUCCGUCAAUGCUCGUGCUCUCCGUCGUCUCCGCACUGCUUGCGAGCGUGCCAAGCGCACUCUUUCUUCUGCCGCUCAGACUUCCAUCGAAAUUGACUCUCUCUUCGAGGGUAUCGACUUCUACACCUCUAUUACCCGUGCUCGUUUCGAAGAACUCUGCCAGGACCUCUUCCGCUCCACCAUGGAGCCCGUCGAGCGUGUCCUCCGUGACGCUAAGAUCGACAAAUCCUCUGUCCACGAAAUUGUCUUGGUCGGUGGCUCUACCCGUAUUCCCAAGAUCCAGAAGAUGGUUUCCGACUUCUUCAAUGGAAAGGAGCCCAACAAGUCCAUCAACCCUGACGAGGCUGUCGCCUAUGGUGCCGCUGUUCAAGCUGCUAUCCUCUCUGGCGAUACCUCUUCCAAGUCUACCAACGAAAUUCUCCUUCUCGACGUUGCUCCUCUUUCCUUGGGUAUCGAAACCGCUGGUGGUGUCAUGACUCCUCUCAUCAAGCGCAACACUACCAUCCCAACCAAGAAGUCCGAGACCUUCUCCACCUUCUCCGACAACCAGCCUGGUGUCCUGAUCCAGGUCUAUGAAGGUGAACGUGCUCGUACCAAAGACAACAACUUGCUCGGUAAAUUUGAACUUACUGGCAUUCCUCCUGCCCCACGUGGUGUUCCUCAGAUCGAGGUCACCUUCGAUCUUGAUGCCAACGGUAUCAUGAAUGUUUCUGCUCUCGAGAAGGGUACUGGAAAGACCAACAAGAUCGUCAUUACCAAUGACAAGGGUCGUCUCUCCAAGGAGGAAAUCGAACGCAUGUUGGCUGAGGCCGAGAAGUACAAGGCCGAAGACGAGGCUGAAGCCUCCCGCAUCAGCGCCAAGAACGGUCUCGAAUCCUAUGCCUACUCCCUCCGCAACACCAUGAGCGACUCCAAGGUCGAUGAGAAGCUCGACGCUGCUGAUAAGGAGAAGCUCAAGACUGAGAUCGACAAAAUCGUUGCCUGGCUCGAUGACAACCAGACCGCCUCCAAGGAAGAAUAUGAAGACAAGCAGAAGGAACUUGAAGGUGUUGCCAACCCAAUCAUGAUGAAGUUCUACGGAUCCGGUGAGGGUGGAGCUCCAGGUGGAUUCCCCGGUGCCGGUGCCGGUGGUCCUGGCGGAUUCCCUGGUGCUGGUGGUCCCGGAGGUGAUGACGGCCCAACCGUUGAGGAGGUCGACUAAAUUUAACGCUUCGUCGCUUUCGAUCACUUCUUUUUCGACCACUUUUUCAUACCUGGCGCUUAAAAUCAUGACUUGUCGAUUUUCUUUAUUAGGGUGCAAGGUUUUUUAAUGACACGUGUGUUCCCUUCUGUUUUCUUUACGGUCUUGAGGGGUCACGAUGGGUUUGAUAUGUCCUAUGGUCUUUUUUUAUGACAUUGCAUAGAUUUGAGUUGGGCGUCUGCCAAUUCGAAUUUUUUUUCUUUCCAAUUAUGCUCCGCCUUUUCCUUUGCCUCUUAUGAAUAAACAAAAACAGAAAUCUUUAUGGGGGUUGUAGGUAGGAAAAGUUUAUCAUAAUAAACGGAGCUGAU